AUGGUCAAAUGCCUGUCAAUCGAACUCCGAUCCGACAAUGCCAACCUCGAGGAUAUUGAGAUUGUGGCGAAGAAAGCACUGAAGAAGGCUGUCCAGCUCGCAGAGAAACUUGCCGCUGCCGCCGACGAAGAUACCUCCCCGAUUAUCGAGGAGUGCCAGGAGGAAACAGAGGAAUCGAUCAAUGCCUUGAAGACCAUCAUGAAAUCGUGUCAGGAUCGAAAAUAA
Messenger RNA from Penicillium manginii, 225 nucleotides. RefSeq lists its product as uncharacterized. Lineage: Eukaryota; Fungi; Ascomycota; Eurotiomycetes; Eurotiales; Aspergillaceae. The transcript has a single exon. The record is from RefSeq and is a predicted model, not a curated record. The coding region runs from base 1 to 225 and encodes 74 amino acids.